AUGGAUCUGAUUGAUCAUCUCAGUAUUAAGAAGCCGAAGAGAACAGCUUUAACGAGAAGACUAGAAAAUCUUGAUACUGAUGAGGGCUUCGCUAUUGCUGGAGCUGGGUUCUUGUUCGGUAAUUCUAUAUUGAAGCGUGUGAAGGGCAGGCUUGAAGGUGAUCAUUUAGAUGGAAAGAAAGAUUCGGACGAGGAUUUGGUUUGCGGUGCUCAGAGCAAUCUAGCUCCAACUCAACUCGUGAGACCGACUUAUGAUGGAGAAGACUUGGAACAAGAUUUCCCACAAGUGGUUAGGCCGUUUGUGAAGACCAGGGAACAUCAAUCAAUUCAUGAAGACACUGCCAAUAGUCCGAGAACUGAAAAGCAUCUGCAGACCCCAAUCUCUAAAUCGUCCCAACCGCUUACAAUGGAGGCAACCGAAAAUCUCGAAUCAAAUGAACAACAUUAUGGCUCUGCAACUCAACUAGUCAUGGACCAACCCGUCACUAUACCGGUUACUGCCAAUGACGAAGAACUUGAUACUCAGUUGUUGCCUUCCGAUUUCGAUGCAGAAAAUGGGUUGGAACCAACUGCAGCUGACCGAGAACACGUCUUGAGCAAGGGCGUUGAACCAACCGUUGCCGACAGAAGUGCUUUUCAGUCUACAAUGAACGAUGCAGAAGUUCCCUCCGGCCUUUCCUUUGGCUCUCCAAGAACGGCAUUCACGGAUCACAUGUUAGAUGACGGUGAGAUUGAACGAGACCAAGAAAGAGACAACCAUACACAGAAAUCCACCACUGAUGAAAACAAGCAAGCGACCAACACAAGAUUCGACGCUCGAGCUUUUGCAGAUGCGUUUGAUGAGGAAUCCGAGGAAGCUCAAAGUGAUAUAGAAUCAGUGAUCUCACAAAACGAAACGUUGAGAGAAGAUGCACUUUGCGGAGUGGAAGAACCUCCUGCUGAACUACAAAACAAAGCUGGAUUUAGUAAUUCGCCCGCUUUGAAGUCCAAGCAGCCUGACGAACUCAAAUCUCUCAAACUGUACCAUGGAGUCAUAAGGCAGAAACUUCAAGAUCACAAAAAUCUCGCGCUAUCAAGCAGUUCAGAGGACGAAGCUUUGAUCGAAACCACUUCGCUUUCUUCUAAAGCUGCUAUUCUCGAUUUGAAAGCACGUCUCUCGAAAAAGAAACAGAAGUCCAAAGCAGCGCUUUCUGGAGAUGCCCCAAACUUCACAUCAAUUAAGAGUUUAUUCAAUUCUCUACGAAAAGCGAACAGGGAGCAAAUUUUAGAAUACACUAAGGGCAAAUUUCAGCUGAAGGGUAUAGAUCUUGCUGCUAUAGAGGAAGAAAAGGAGUCUAUCGAAUCUCUGCUGGAAAGGGAAUUAGCUAGAAACAGAAAAAUAAGACUUCAGGAAAUUCAGCGCGAGAAACAUAAUGAUGAAAAAGAGUCCCAGGAUGGCUCUUCAAGUGAAUUAAACUUCAGCAGCAAUGAGAUUGCUUCAGACUUUUCAGAUGACGACCAACAUGAUAUUUUGAGCAACGAUAGUCCUACUGGGCCUGAGCAUACUGAUACGGAGUUGAAACAGCCUGGGGAUUUGUUUUCGGAAGGGAACUUGGAUGAUAGCGAAAAGGACGAAGGGGGAGAAGAAGAAGAAGAAGAAAAAGAAGAAGACGAAGAAGAGGAGGAAGAGGAAGAAGAAGAAGAAGAAGAAGAAGAAGAAGACGCUAUCAAGCUCUCAAGAAAUUUCAAGAACCGCCAGUUCAAAGUCGACGAAUCCGAAGAUGAAGAUAUCACGAAUCAGAGUGAAAGGAACCGCAUAGAUUUAGGUGCAUACGGCGCCAACAUACUGAAUAGUGGUACAGCUCCUGCUAACAAGCUCCACGAAUCCUCUGAUAUCAAAGUAGCCGAACUUUCUUUGGGCAUGGAGUUAGAGCGAAAUUUUACAAGCAAGCCAAUAUCGUCAAUGGAUGCAAAGAGUGCUUUGGACGAAGAAGCCGUGGCGACAAUGAUACGCAAGUUAGUUGAAAAGCGUAAACAAAGAGAAGCGCGCCGUGAAAAGCGUGCGAAGGAGUUGAGGCGAAGUAAGGCACAUAAGUUGAUGGAGAUGGAAGCCGAGGAGUCUGAGGAUGAGUGGCAUGGAAUUGGAGGUGCUGAUGGAGAAAGGUCUGAUGAAUACGACUCAGAGCUGGAGAACAUGAUUGAUGAUUACUCAAACGCAAACUUGAAUUCCGACGAAAUUCGCAAGAAGCUGAUAGAAGAGGAAAUAACCAAAGAUAAGGAUAUGGUCAACAAAAUAUUGCAUGAUAUUGAAAAUGGUGGUUUUCGUAAAAGAGGUCGCAACGCGCUCGAUAUUGAGCUCAGUGACGAUGAAGACGAAGAUCUGCUUAAAUAUCAUGCUAGAAGAAAAGAGAUUCUGCGAGAGAGGGCUGCUGGUAAUAAGGAGAUUGGAGCAUUGGCUUCUAAUCCCAAAUCUAAGGCUUUUUUCGACAGUGUUUUCGAAGAUCUAGACUCUAAGGUUAGUUUUCUAGAGGACGAUAAGCAUAGCCAUGUGGUGGACGAUGAGCAAUCAAGUCGUGCCGAAAUAGCGAUGCCAUCGAAGGAGGCGAAGAGAAAAACAGUCAUUUCAGAGGCCUUUGUACAACAGACUCUUUCAUUUUUGACUUCUCGAGACGAGGACCUGGAGUCAACAAGCUUAGCUACAGAAACAAACUUCCAAGUGGAGGUCGACAGCGACUUCAGCAAGGGGCAGGACCUCUACUCUCUGAAACAGAAAAGCAGUAUUAAAAGCUUUACAGCAGCCACGGCAGAUGCAAAGAAUGCAUUUGAUGAAGCCCUAGAUGAGGAGUUUCCUGGAAGGCACCCAAUUUCGUUAGUAAGCCGAUUCGGUCGCUUGAAUGACACAAGCGAAAAGUUCAAAGAAGGUCAAAAAACUGUGAAGACGACGAACGCAUACAAAGUUGCGGGGUCCUCAAAGGCUUCCAUAACUUAUUUAGGAAGAGCUAGAAAGCUCGCUGCGCGCAAGAAGAACUUGCGUCCGCGGCUGGGUGCGAAGCCAAAAAAAGCAGGAACUGUACCCGGCCUCCCGGCUAGUAACAUUAGUAACUUCGAUGGUUAA
This is a messenger RNA of Lachancea nothofagi CBS 11611, 3093 nucleotides long. The record is from the annotation of a GenBank genome assembly. NCBI's taxonomy places the organism in Eukaryota, Fungi, Ascomycota, Saccharomycetes, Saccharomycetales, Saccharomycetaceae.